AUCACUCAGUCAUGGUGGUUCUUCAAUUCCCUGCAAUUGUUGCUGUUUUGCUUGCAUUCAUAUCCAUAUACCACAUUCAACAUACAAACUUCUGCAACGGAGAUGACGGUUCCACUAUCCACUGUCCAGAGGUGGAGAUGCGAGCACUUCUACAACUCAAAGAAGCACUGUAUGAUCCAAGCAACCGGCUCUUCUCUUGGUCCGGAGAUGACUGCUGCACAUGGCACGGUGUGGGCUGCGACAACCAGCUAGGGAGAGUCAUCAAACUAGACCUCCGGAAUCCCCAGCCACACACAGAUUCACCUUCUGAUGCUUCCCGGUCCUUGAUCCUAGUGGAGGAGAUAAGUUCAACACUGAUGACUCUCGAAUACUUGAACUACCUUGAUUUGAGCAUGAAUGACUUUCGAUCUAGUAUACCAGACUUCUUUGGAUCAUAUAAGAACUUGGGGUACCUGAAUCUCUCAGGUGCAGGUUUCUUGACAACAGUGCCACAGCAACUAGGGAACCUCUCCAGCUUACUCUAUUUGGAUCUCUCAUACAACAAUCUUGAUGUUGACGAUGCAUCGUGGCUUUCCCGUUUAACAUUGUUGCAGCACCUUGACAUGACAGGAACUAACAUUAGCAAUGCAUCAAAUUGGGCAGAAGCACUGAACAUGUUGCCUUACAUAAUGGAGAUUCACUUAUCUCAAUGUCAGAUUGCAAGCAUUCCUUACACCUUGCCACAAUUGAAUUUCACAUAUCUGUCUAUCCUCGAUCUUUCCAAUAAUCAAAUUAGUUCCACCUUACCAAGUUGGUUAUUCAAGCUAACUGCGCUGGAGUAUCUAUUUCUUGGCAAAAACUAUCUCCAUUCUUCGCUGUCAAUUGGGAACAUGCCCUACCUCAAAGUCCUCGACCUAUCUGACAAUCUCCUUGAAGGACCUCUUCCAUCCAUUAUUGGUGAAGCUUUUCCGAGUCUACAGACUUUCUUCCUAAGAGCAAAUUAUAUUGCUGGCAGCAUUCCAUCCUCCAUAUGUAAGUUAGAGCAGUUGAUUGUGCUCGAUCUCUCAGAAAACCAUUUGUCUCAUGAGCUGCCUAGCUGUUGGAAGAACUCUUCGGUUUUGCAGGUUAUAAAUCUGUCAAACAACAACUUGUCAGGAAAAAUUCCAAAAUCUAUCUGUUCUCUGACCUCCCUUGAGUCUCUGCACUUGAGCAACAACAACCUUUCUGGAGAGAUCCCUAACUGCGUAGUGACAUUGAAUAGUUUGGUCAUCCUUGAUCUUGGACUAAACAGGUUGGGAGGUUGCCUGCCAAGAUGGUUAGGAGAAAGAAUGCCAUGCUUGAAGAUUCUAAUCUUAAGGCAUAACAUGUUCCAUGGACAUAUUCCACCAUCAAUUGCAUAUUUUCAAGUUCUACAAAUUAUGGACCUCUCACAUAAUAAUCUGUCGGGCACAAUACCAACAAGCUUUGAGGACCUUAAUGCAAUGAAGUUUGCCCAGAAUACGAUAAGCUUCACACCUGGGUCUGAUAACUAUUAUACAGAUAGCAUCUCAGUAGUUACAAAAGGAAGAGAAUCACAGUAUGUAAAGAUUCUCUUACUUUUGACAGCCAUAGACCUCUCUUACAAUUACUUGUCAGGAAGUAUCCCUGAAGAAAUAACAAAUCUUUCUGGGCUGCAAAGCUUAGAUCUUUCUAAUAAUCACCUAGCAGGACAGAUAACAAUGAAGAUUGGAGGAUUACAAAAUCUGGAGUCUCUUGAUUUAUCACACAAUGAGUUAACUGGACCAGUACCUUCAACUUUAACGACUUUAGAUUUCCUUGGCUUCUUGAAUUUAUCAUUUAACAAGCUUUCAGGAAAGAUUCCAUCAGGCAACCAUCUAGAAACCUUUGGCUCAUCUAGUUAUAUGGGUAAUCCUGAUCUUUAUGGGUACCCCCUGAAUAAGGAGAACCAAGAUACCAAACCAUCUCAAGAUCCAAAUAACAUUGACACAGAUGUGGAGGCAGAAGAAAUGUUCUACUUCUAUCUUAGCUUGGGACCAGGAUUUGUGGUUGGCUUUUGGUCAGUAUGGGGUAUACUACUUUACAAACAAAAAUGGAGGUAUGCAUAUUUUUGCUUCAUAGACAACAUAUGUGACAAAUUUUAUGUUACUGCAAAAGUAAACUUUGCAAGAAUGAAAAUUAAGUUGUUCAGAUCAGAUCAAGGUUAUGGUUGUAACCCAUGAAACCAAAGGAGAAGUGUAAUAUUUCUUUAUCAAAUUUAUACUACAUCAUGGAUUUUCUUUAUGAAACCUUAUGGCAAGUUUGUAAAUUAUAACGAACUUGGAUUUUAUUAAAUUUCUCUUUCAUCA
Molecule: messenger RNA, 2324 nt
Organism: Musa acuminata AAA Group (dessert banana)
Lineage: Eukaryota; Viridiplantae; Streptophyta; Magnoliopsida; Zingiberales; Musaceae
Product: receptor-like protein EIX2
Exons: 2
Coding region: 12-2198 (728 amino acids)
Molecular function (GO): protein binding
Source: RefSeq, a predicted model, not a curated record